This is a messenger RNA of Sphenostylis stenocarpa, 942 nucleotides long. NCBI's taxonomy places the organism in Eukaryota, Viridiplantae, Streptophyta, Magnoliopsida, Fabales, Fabaceae. The record is from the annotation of a GenBank genome assembly.
AUGUUUUCAUGUGGCAAAAGUAGCGUCAAUGGAGGUGGUCCUUUGCAUCAACUUCUUAGACAUCUUAUCAGUCAUAUCAGACGGUUUGAAGGGCUUCAUCAUCGUUCAUUUUCUGACCCCAAAAGAAUAUUGCAUUGUCUCCAUGCUAGAAGGAUAGUGCCCCCCCCCCCCCACAAACUAACAUUGCUGUCAAAGACCAAAAGAAUUGUGAUUUUGGCGAGUUCCACCAUCAUCAUUUGUGGCAACAGCACUAAACCAAAACCCCAAAUUUCUGGACAUGGAACCUCGAUCAUCGGCGGCUACUCAGGUCAGAUGAUUAAACACGCAUUUAAGCAGAUAAAAUACAUAACGCAUCCAAUUAGUUUAAAGGUACCUAGAAUGUGUCCCAUUCUUACAUACCACGUUGCCAAAAUGUUAAUUUGGAAUCGUUCAAAUAGUCAAAAUACAGCAAGAGGAAUUUUCGGAUUUUCAAGCCAAACAACCAAUCCCGUAGGGCAACACAGAUAUGUCGUCUUCCUCCAGAUACCAGCAAGACUGCAACAAAAAGUUAAAGCGAAAAUACAUUUCCCUUCACUGAGUAAAUCAACUCUUGAGAAGCAGCAGCUCCUUCAGCAACAUCGAUCUGAGAGAAAAAUGGAGUCAGAGAAAAAGAUCAUGGAACAAGAGAUUCAGAACAUGAGCGAGAAGAAUGCAAUAAUGCAGAAAGAGAAGGUUGAACUUCUACAGAAGAAGAGGCAACUGAGGACUAAAGUGGCCAAUGGAGGAGAAAGUGAAAAUGUAUCAAAGUCCAAAUUGGCGGCUCUGCAUGCAGAGUUGAUAGAUUUGCAGAAAACAAAUCAAGUGUUUCAGGAAGAAAAAUUUACUGCUCGGGAAUGUUUUGGACCUCAAAAAUGCAGUGGCCCGUGGCUGAAGAUGAAACAGCAUAAUUCUGAGAGGUGCUAG